AUGAUGAGGUUGGGAAUGGCUUCUCCCUUAUGUCUGCUUGUUUUUCCCUUUGUGGCGCUUGCGCAGUCCGUGGUCUACACCACCGACUCCAACGGCAAUGCGUACACUACAACUGUCUACACUUCAGGCAGCACUUAUGAUGGAGCGACCACGAGCAGCUAUUCAACCCCGACCAGUGUCCCUGCCAUCCAGACCGUGCCAUUCACGGGCCAGGCGUUGCUCGUGGGGACGUGUAACGUUGCUCGAUUCACCCUCCUUACCUUCCCUGACGGUGGCACGAUCGAAGUUCCCCUUGUGGGAUGUUCCGACGACCGGCCAGAGUGCUGCCCAUCACUGAAUUUCACAAAAUCCGAGCCAGAAGAGACGGGUUCUGCUUCCACAUCGGCCACAGAGUCGAGCGAUGAAGGAGACGGUCAUGAGUCUACCACGUCGUGGACAGGCACAACUCCCAGUCCCACUCCAACGGGGAUCGUUUCAAUGCUGAGCAAUGCCCCACUUACUAUUUGUCCAAGUGAUAUGGUUGACAUCGAUCCAGUCUGUUGCCCGAUUGGCUUCACCACUUAUGGCCAAAGCAUCAUCGGCAACCUCCCCUGUGUAAGCACAUUAACCACGACACUCUCGCCCGAUUCGGCCGUGCUGGCAUCCAUAACGUCGAUGGUAUCGGCCUCUCUGGUUGCUCAAUCGGAAACGGCAACGACAACCCCAACCGUGAAUGUCAUCGUCAAUCAGGUGUGGGCCCUAGGUCUCCCUUGCGCCGACGACGAAGAAGGUGGCGAAGAGGGAGGAGAUCAUACUCAUUUAAGCACGGGCGCCAAAGUCGGGAUCGGGGUGGGCGUUGGCGUCGCGGUUCUCCUCCUUAUCGGCUUCCUCUGGGCUUGUCUCGCUGUCCGCCACCGUCGGCGGGCGAAGAUGCGGAAACUCGAAGCCGCAAACACCGCAGCUGGCGGCCCCAUCCGUCCAGAAUCCGGGGCGUAUGCCGCUGCUCGGGAGAACCCCAAACAUAUCUCCGUGGCGACGAACAUGGCUCCGUCCCCGGCCAUGGGCAGCCCGAACAUGAUGCAGCAGCAGCACCCGUACGGCUCGCCUACGCACGGAUUCAGCCCGGCUUUUGGAUACGCAGCGCCGCAAAGCCAGCCGCCGCAAAUGAUGCAGGUCCAGGACGCCUACGGCAAUCCAUACGGCAUUCAGGCCCUCCCUCAAGGAUACCCGCCGAUGGGCUACCCACAACAAUCCCAGUCCCCACCGCCGCCGUUCUACCCCUCGGGCGGCAGCUACGGCCAGGCAGGGCAAUACAAAGACGCACCCGCCGAGGUCGCGGGGGACGAAGUCCGCCACUUCUCACCUCAUCGUGAAAGCACGGGGUUCUCGGCCAGCGACACGCGCAGUCAGGUCACCUCGACCACCGCAGUGGGCAGUUCGCAACCAGGGACGGAGCAGAAACCGCCCGCGGAACUGAGUUCGCAGGGCAGGAGCGAAUAG
Molecule: messenger RNA, 1479 nt
Organism: Cladophialophora immunda
Lineage: Eukaryota; Fungi; Ascomycota; Eurotiomycetes; Chaetothyriales; Herpotrichiellaceae
Exons: 5
Coding region: 1-1479 (492 amino acids)
Source: RefSeq, a predicted model, not a curated record